AUGUCAGAAGGGUUUUUUAGCAAGUCGUUGGGCACCAAGACAGAGACUUCAGUGGUUGCAGUUCAAAUGGCCAGCAAGUUUGUGACUGAAAAGGAGUUGGGGAAUCAAGAUCAAACAAAGGAACCCGACGCAGAGUAUGAUCCUCGGCCUUUAUUUGAAAAACUGGCCGAGAAGAAGCAGUUGCAGGAUGAAGAGUUUGCUGAAAAGAUGAAGUUUUCAAACCAGAUCAAGUUGCUGGAUUCAGACGAAGUCGAGUUUUUAACCCAUGCCAAAUCGUUGGCUGCAGCAAAGGAACGAGACAUCAAGCAUGCUGAUCAAGCUGCUUUGGAUGAAUUCCGUAAUGCAAAGAUUUCUACUGUGACUCAUGUGUUGGAUUCAGCAGAUCGUUUAGAUUCUAACAUGACAUUCAAACCAACUCAACCCAUUCAUGCCAGUCACAAAAAUGUAAUUCAAGAUACUCAAAAGUCUAUUUUAUUAAAAGGAGUGAAACGAAAGUCGACGUUGAAUACCAAUGUGUCGAGUCAUUCUACUACAACUGAUUCACCCAAACGAACAAAGCAUUCAAUUGAUAUCAAGUCCAACGCAGUGUCUUGCAAGCCUACCAGCACUGUAUUGACUGCAAUGAUCAAUACUUAUGAAAGCUCAGACGAGGACGAGUAA
Messenger RNA from Batrachochytrium dendrobatidis JAM81, 660 nucleotides. RefSeq lists its product as uncharacterized. The record is from RefSeq and is a predicted model, not a curated record. The coding region runs from base 1 to 660 and encodes 219 amino acids. Gene Ontology annotation, cellular component: nucleus. NCBI's taxonomy places the organism in Eukaryota, Fungi, Chytridiomycota, Chytridiomycetes, Rhizophydiales. The transcript is spliced from 2 exons.